AUGCCUCGAAACAUGCAAACUUCCCGUCGCGCCGGUGACAUCGACCUCGACGAGGAGGAGGUUGUCCAAUACAUGCUUGAGAGACGGCGUGAUUUUGUCGGCCCCUAUGAUGAAGAGUCCUCCUGGCGUGAGGGACUAAGGCAGGGACUACGGCGGGGAGCAGACCUUGAGCACGCCGCGGUCGAUUUCCCCAACCAGUCCACCGGCGAAAGCAUGAAGGCUGUUACCAGCGCGACAACCGUGACCAGCGCAGAGGCCAUGAGCAGCACCAGCGAGCUCUGCCUCUACCUCAUGGACACCUGCGACGCACACUGCCACAAGUCUUGCACCUCGUGCAAGCCGCGAUGGUCCACCCUGCCCAGCCCCGAGGCCGAGAAGGCGCACAUUGCAAAGAUGGAGAGCGAGAACGGCAUUGUCAAGCGGAUCGACCCCAAGGACGACAACGAGACCGUCCGGGUGGACGUCCAGAACAAGCAAAUGAAGGGCAUACUGACCAAAGUCUUUGACGGAUACCCGGGUUUUCAUGCCUCGCUUUUGCCCGAGAACAGCGCCUGGGUCUUCAACGAGCCCUUUGACAUAUUCGUCGGCCGCUGGGAUCAGCUCCGGGAGUACAGGUUGCAGACUCCAUUUGCCGCGGAGAAGGCCGCUUGGGUCGCGCUCGUUGCGGCUAUGACCCCCGUCGUCCAACCUACCCUGGAUUCGAUCAAGCGAAUCAGGGACACGGGUCUGGUCCUUUGGAAAGACCUUCACUUGAUCUUCCCGCCUGGUAAGCUGAUCCUCGUCGAGGAGCCUGGCGCGGUCCAAUCCGUCGUCCGUGUGCAGGAAGGAACCCUCUUCUUCGACCCAAAACUUCAUCAGCAAGUUCAUAGACUCAAGUUCGAGUACAUUGACUGGGACGGCGAGACGUACGGGCUGCGCACCAAAACGCUCGACAUCCCGGAGUACGCCGGUCACAAGAACAUCAGGGUGUCGGACUUGAAGACUGUGCCUCUUGACUUCUGUCCUUCGGAGGAAGAGCUCCGCACCAAGCUGAUUGCGCGCGGCCGGCGUUGGACCUCCAUGAAGGAUGUCGACUACAAGCAGUUUGCAGGCAAGAAGGUCCCAAUCAGUACUCGAGUCCCCGUAGAGGCGAAUGGAAGAAUCAUGACCGAUACCGCGGCUUUCUAUGACAACAAUCCAAACAAGUGGUGGCAGAAACCUACCUUGCAGUCAUUGGCGGCGGAACCUGAUGUCGAUGAUAUGGGAGACAGCACCCAGUCUACCCAAUUGUCUGACGACCAGUGCUUGCUGGCAUCAGGAGUAGUUUGUGGUUUCGAUUUGAAGUUCAAAGACUGGUGCCUCUUUCCUGUGGAUGGAAUCCGCGAUAUCACAUUUAACAACCUCGCAUACGACAAGCUUGUGCUGCCGCCCGGCGAGAAGAAGAUGGCUUGGGCAUUUGUCGAGAGCAAGAACCUUCUGCUAGAUGCAUCCGACUCUGACCGCGGUACGGCAUUUGAUGACUUUGUGACGGACAAGGGAAAGGGCCUAGUGAUGCUCCUGUGCGGCUCCCCUGGCGUUGGAAAGACCUACACAGCGGAGGCGAUUGCCGAAAUGGCCAAGGUGCCUCUCUACAUGAUAAGUGCAGGCGAGCUGGGCUCGGUCUCGAGCCAAGUGGAGGAGGCUCUAGACAAAGCGCUUGGCCUCUGCCGGCGUUGGAAGGCCAUGUUGCUUCUGGACGAGGCCGAUGUGUUCCUUGGUAAGAGGUUCAGUGGCGGGAACACGAGCAUCGAGCGCAACGAGCUGGUUUCGAUCUUCCUGCGCCGUCUCGAGUAUUAUCAGGGUACCAUGUUCCUUACGACCAACAAGAUCGAGAACAUCGACGACGCUUUUCAGUCCCGCAUUGAUAUCAUCCUGCCCUAUGGCGACCUCACCGACGAGGCCCGUCUGCAGGUUUGGGUCAAUUUCAUCAACAAGUCGGGCGGGACAGAGGCCUUCGACCUCACCGAGCAGCAGGUCCAGCAACUCGCUCGGGAUUUCAAUCUCAACGGUCGAGAGAUCAAAAACCUGGUCAAGAGCUCGCUGCUUGUUGCUGGCAAGUUCGGCGACCCGGGCGUCUCCAGCACCUCAUCGGCUGUUGGAAGUGAGACGAACGACAAGACUGCAGCAGUCAAGGAUCCCGCUCCGGCAAAGGUGACGAUGGCGAUCUUAGAGACGCUUGCUGCGAUGCGCAUCCGAGCUCACAAGCUGAUGGGAAAGACCGAAGAUGACGGCGGUGUUGGACUUUAG
Messenger RNA from Diaporthe citri, 2265 nucleotides. RefSeq lists its product as uncharacterized. NCBI's taxonomy places the organism in Eukaryota, Fungi, Ascomycota, Sordariomycetes, Diaporthales, Diaporthaceae. Gene Ontology annotation, molecular function: ATP binding; ATP hydrolysis activity. The coding region runs from base 1 to 2265 and encodes 754 amino acids. The transcript has 4 exons. The record is from RefSeq and is a predicted model, not a curated record.